This is a messenger RNA of Saccoglossus kowalevskii, 1439 nucleotides long. RefSeq names its product ER membrane protein complex subunit 4-like. NCBI's taxonomy places the organism in Eukaryota, Metazoa, Hemichordata, Enteropneusta, Harrimaniidae. The record is from RefSeq and is a predicted model, not a curated record.
AUGCCUGAACUUAAACCAGGAGCAAAAGUUCUGGUUAAGGACAUGCAGUCCCAUGGCGAGGUUGUGCAUAAAUUGCGUGAACCUAGGUCUUAUGAAGUAGCUAUGCCCCACAGGGUGAUUCGUAGAAAUAAGAAGUAUUUAGCUCCAUGUGGUCAUGAGGAUGACCUCCCACCACAAAUUGAGAAAUCUUGGGAUGUAGCUUUAGGUCCUCUUAAACAGUUACCCAUGAAUCUGUUCAUUAUGUGGAUGGCUGGUAAUUCUAUAUCUAUAUUUCCAAUAAUGAUGGUGGGUAUGAUGUUGUGGAGACCUGUGCAGGCAUUGCUUUCAAUCCAAAAUACUUUCAAAUUACUUGAAGACAGUCCGCAAUCACUGGUUCAAAAGUUUGUCUAUUUCCUUGGCAAUAUUGGCGGUGUUGGGUUAGCAGCAUAUAAAUGUUCUUCAAUGGGAUUAUUACCAACACAUGCUUCUGACUGGAUAUCCUUUUUAGAACCACAAGAGAGAGUGGAGUAUGCUGGUGGAGGACUUCUCUUAUGAUAUCUAUCUGAUGGAAAUUUUUCCUAAUUUAUUCCCACUAAGACAAACCCCAAAGAGGAUAUGAAGUACACCUGAUUUCUACCAGAACGCUAUCUACUGUAUUUGUCUGCAACAGAUACAAAUGUUCCCAUCUUUUGUCUGUAAGAAGUACAACUCCAAUAUUUCUAUGUGAUACAAACACGUUUGUUUUGGUGGGAUUUUAAGUACACUAAACUGUUAUGAUUACGAGUUGUUAUAACUUGUUUACAGGUCGUCUAUAUAAAUGUAUGCACUUCUGAUUGAGCCAAUACAUUAGAUUUCUUGACAUUGAGAUGAAAUGAUGGUAUAUAUGAUUCAUUGAAUGUACCGGUAACCUCAAUUCAAAUGUCAUUUUAUAAGGGAAAGAUGAUAUUGUGGGGAUAGAUAACGCUGUCAAUAGAAAACAUCAAUGAUUGUUUUACUGUGUUUCUGACUUCUUUUGAAGUUCUUAGAAAUGACAUACUAUAGAAUACUUGAUUUUCGCUUGGGAUUUAUUUUCAUUAUUUAGUGAAAAUAAAAUCCAGCUAAUAUACCUUUUUUCUAUAUUUUACAUUAAACUUGUCAAAAAUCAGUGAAAAUAAAUUCCAUACAAAACACCUAAAAGUCUUUUCAGCGAAAAUUAAUUCCAGCUAAAAUAAAGUAUUUUACAGUAUCCUAUUUGUGUUUAACAAUUCUGUGUAUGGCAUUAUUCAAAACUGACAAGUCCCAUUUUAUAAAGCAAGGCAAUCCCAUAUAUGGCAUUAUCUAUUACUGACAAUUUUGUACAUGGCAGAUUUACUCUGGGACUGACAAUGCCAUACCAUUUUCCUCUACAAUCAUAUUUUGUAAAUUUUGGAAGCUUUACCCUUUUUAUGUACAAGCAAACUAAUAAAAGUAUUGAAAGAUUA